AUGGCAGACAGCUCUCAAAGUUUGAGCUACCAAGUUGGAGAAGCCAAGGGCCAAGCACAGGAGAAGGCGAGUAAUGUGAUGGAUAGGGCGAGUGAUGCAGCCCAAUCAACUAAGGAGUCAUUACAAGAGGCAGGACAACAGAUGCAGGCUAAAGCACAAGGUGCAGUUGAUGCGGUCAAAGAUGCUAGUGGCAUGAAGAAAUGA
Messenger RNA from Cucurbita pepo subsp. pepo (vegetable marrow), 204 nucleotides. RefSeq lists its product as uncharacterized. NCBI's taxonomy places the organism in Eukaryota, Viridiplantae, Streptophyta, Magnoliopsida, Cucurbitales, Cucurbitaceae. The record is from RefSeq and is a predicted model, not a curated record.